CCUCACCAGUAGCUGGGAUUACAGGAGCACCUGUAAAGUUAAGCAGGCAAAAAGCAUUUGUGUAAAUGGCCCAAGCACACAUUUUAAGUGAGCACCGUUUGAGGGCUCUGAGUUUGCCUGUGAGGAUUCCCAAAGGGAUCUGUGUAGCUGGUGGCACCUCCCCCUCUCUUAUCGGAGCCCCCCAGCCCCUCCGUUCUCCCCACCCCCAGCUUCCCUCCGGUUCCUUCCCCCCACUCCCCGGUGAUUAGCUCGCAGCCUCUCCUCACCACACCCCGACUAUGGCUGUGUUUCUGCAGCUGUUACUGCUGCUGCACUCGAGGGCCCAAGGAAACCCUGAGGCUUCUCUGGAAGGCCACCCUGGGGACCUGGUGAAUCUCUCAUGCGUAGGAGUCUCUCACCCCAUCCGCUGGGUCUGGGCGCCCAGCUUCCCGGCCUGCAAGGGCCUGUCCAAAGGACGCCGGCCAAUCCUGUGGGCCUCUUCCGGCGGGACCCCCACCGUGCCUCCCCUCCAGCCCUUCGUUGGCCGCCUACGCUCCCUGGACUCUGGUAUCCAGCGGCUGGAGCUCCUCUUGAGCGUGGGGGACUCAGGCACCUUUUUCUGCAAGGGCCGCCAUGAGGAUGAGAGCCGUACAGUGCUUCACGUGCUGGGGGACAGGGCCCAUUGCAAGGCCCCGGGGCCUACCCACGGGUCCGUGUAUCCCCAGCUCCUGAUCCCGCUGCUGGGCGCUGGGCUGGUGCUGGGACUGGGAGUUUUGGGCCUCGUCUGGUGGCUGCACAGGCGCCUGCCCAAGCAGCCGAUUCGACCACUCCCUAAAUUUGCUUUGUCCCCCCCACAUAGCUCCACUUGUGAAAGCCGAGCCCCAGAGAGCAGCAAAGGAGGAAGAGCCCAAGAUUCCAGGGGACCUGGACCAGGAACCGAGCCUUCACUAUGCGGAUCUGGACCAUCUGGCCCUCAGCAGGCCCCGGCGGCUGUCCACAGUGGACCCUGCUGAUGCUUCCACCGUCUAUGCAGUUGUAGUGUGAAGGGAAGCCCUUACUCCAAACCUCCCAAGCUGGGGGCUCCCAGUUCCCCAUAAUCCCUCUCCCCUCCCUGAUCCCUCACCUGGAAGAGGAAGGCACCAUGGUAUAGAAAUAAGUGCUAGACUGGAAGUCAGGAGACCCGGGUUCUAGGCUGUCUCUGCCACUGAUGUUACUCCUAAACUUACUCCCAUGUCUCCCGUAACCUUCAUGUCUCCCUCGCCACCGGUGUCCCCUCUAUAUCCAGUCAAGCCCUAUCUCCUGUCAAAGACAUCAGUAACUCCCAGACAGUUGCCUUAUCUCUUCACUUCCUUCACUGUCAAGCUUUGGAACCGGGGGGCACACACCUGCCUCUUCCAUUUUCUUCUCCUUCACUCUAUCCCCACUGCUCAUCUGUCGAAAUUGCCUGUCUGCUCUCCACAAUGUUGCCAAUGGCGUCCUAAUAGUCACACCCAGUAGACGUUUUCAGCAUUCAUCUGGUUUGACCUCUGAUUACUGCAUUCUUUAAGCUCUGUUUUUCUUUGCUGCUGGUGUUUUCUUUUUGGACUCCUUCCUUGCUCCAUAUCCCCACAGUACUUAACUCCCCACCAUUCUAGGUUUGCUCCUUUCUCCUCCUUUCUUCUCUUCUAGCACACUCUCAUCCAUUCGGUCCUCAGCCCCUACCUCUGCAAAUGACACCCAGAACUCUCUCUGGCUCAGAUCUCAGAUUUGGGAUUAACAAACUUCCCCUUAGACUUUCUGCCUGACUGGCCUCAGGCAUUUUUGCUCUCUGGAUGUCAAACCUAACUCAUUGUCAUCUCUGAAGCCACUCCCUUAAUUCUCCUCUGCAUUCUCUCCUGAACAACCCAGUUGCAGGAAGGGCACGGUGGCUCAUGCCUGUAAUCCCAGCACUUUGGAAGUCCGGG
Saimiri boliviensis boliviensis (Bolivian squirrel monkey) is the source of this 1922-nucleotide messenger RNA. RefSeq names its product megakaryocyte and platelet inhibitory receptor G6b (gene MPIG6B). NCBI's taxonomy places the organism in Eukaryota, Metazoa, Chordata, Mammalia, Primates, Cebidae. Gene Ontology annotation, biological process: platelet formation; integrin-mediated signaling pathway; blood coagulation. The record is from RefSeq and is a predicted model, not a curated record. Gene Ontology annotation, cellular component: plasma membrane.